Molecule: messenger RNA, 1365 nt
Organism: Lichtheimia ornata
Lineage: Eukaryota; Fungi; Mucoromycota; Mucoromycetes; Mucorales; Lichtheimiaceae
Exons: 3
Coding region: 1-1365 (454 amino acids)
Biological process (GO): phospholipid transport; mitochondrion organization
Cellular component (GO): ERMES complex
Molecular function (GO): lipid binding
Source: RefSeq, a predicted model, not a curated record
AUGGCCUUUCGGUUCAACUGGCCCGAAUUCGAUGCCGGCUUUUACGAUGAAGCUAAAAUACAGCUGGAGACGGCUCUCAACAAAGGCAACAAGCCGAAAAACAUUGUCGACCACAUUACUGUAAAAGAAUUACACAUGGGUAGCAAGCCACCAGAGCUUGAAAUCCUUGAAGUGGGCGAGCUAACAACGGACAAGUUCCGUGGCAUUUUUAAACUCACUUAUGCAGGCGAUGCAUACAUUGUUUUGCAAACCAAAGUACAGGCGAAUCCAAUGCAUAAUAAGCAACCAUCCGAUCCACGACAACGUCUCUUUCGACCCGGCAUCCUUGCAGCUGACAAACCAUUGGUGGUGCCAAUGCUUUUGCGCAUUAGCGAUUUGAAAUUACGAGGCAUUGUGGUGUUGGUAGUGUCCAAGACAAAGGGCAUUACCCUUGUGUUCAAGAACGAUCCAUUAGAGAGUAUCAUCAUCAGCUCAACUUUUGACAGCGUCACGAGCGUGCGAAACUUUUUACAACGCGAGAUUGAAAAGCAGCUGCGUAAACUCUUCCAAGAGGAUCUACCGGUCAUGAUUCACAACCUUAGCGUGCGCCAUCUUCAAACAAAGCAGGAGCAACAGGAACAAAAAGAACGUGCAUCCGCUUGCAGUAGCAGCAGCAGCAGCAUUGGUAGUCGAACCCCCAUCAGUCCAAUGUCCAUCAAUGGUCUUCCACCCUCUUUAUCCUCUUCUUCUUCAUCCUCCUCCUCCUCCAUGUUUGUUGAUGAUGAUGAUCGAUUAUCAUCCCUUUCAUGUUCUUUGCCACAAACGCCAGCCGACACUGAAUUUUUUGAGAUGCCACCUCCUUACAUACCACAAGACUUUGCCGAUCUUUAUCCUACGGUGAUGGACAAGCCUUCAUCAUACGGUGCACUUGGAUUGCGAACCUCUUUACCUUCAUCCUACUGCCCAUCCGAACAUGAUACCUAUAGCCAGUGCAUGUCGUUGAUGGAAUAUGGAUCGCUGUGUAGUGAAGAUUCAAGUCGCAGCAGUAUCAUGGCAGCCUCUACCAGUAUCUAUGACGACGAUCCUGAGAAUGCACCAUGGUAUGUGAUGGAAGGUCCCGAGAUCCCAUCCUUAGUGGCCAUGGAUGCAUCGGCUGAACUUGUUCCAAGCUUUCCACAAGAGAUUGUUUUACGCCCUACAGAAAAUGGUCUUGCAGCACGGCUGGCCCAGUUGACAAGCACCCAUCAUACUCUUUCAUUAUUGUCACCUGCGGUUGCACAUUCUAUUUGUCGAAGUUCACCGCAUAAUACCAUGGUAGCUACUCGACAACGACGACGUCGUAACAAGGUGCCCAAACGUCGCAUCAUUCGCUUAUCAGGCUUCUAA